CUCUACAUUAGUAUUUCUGUUGCUCCAUAGAUGUGCAACUGAUGAAAAUGAUAUACUUCACCCUUUCUGUUGCAACAACUAUGCUCCUGGCAUAUUCUACUAAGUACAUACAAGUUCAAGGAAUUCCACCGCCUGAGAUGAAAGUGGUCCCUGCUGUCAUCAGACAGUUCACUGACAUAGUUCACCUGACUUGUGAGACAUCUCUGUCUCCUUUGUCUCACUGUUAUUUCGCCAUAAAUGGUGGAAACUGGACAUGGUCUGAGUCCAGCAGGUUGGCACUCUCUGGAAAUGACCUGAUUGCAUGGUCAGGUCAACGGGAUAUUACAGAAAUUGAGCUGAUGUGUCAGUGUUUUGGCUCAAUGCCACUGAUGAACUCACCAUACUCUGAACGUACUUUAGUUACCAUUGUAGGACCUCCACAGCUCCUGUUGUUUCGUCAGCUCAUCAGUGAGACAGAUACAGUUCAUCUGACCUGUCAGACACCUCAGUCCCCUCUUGUGUCUCAGUGCUUUCUCUCAGUGGGGGGAAAGCCUCUCAGUGUAGUAAUGCCAUCAUGCCAGCUACAGAGGACAGGGAAGGAGUUGAUCCACUGGUCGGGUGUGAGGCCACCUGCACAAAUAUCACUGAGUUGUUAUUAUACAGUUAAAACAACCCCUCAACUGUCAUCUGACCCAUCUCAACCAGUCUCAAUCACUGUAGGUAAAGACUGGGUUGGUGUCCAGCUGUUCACAUCUACAGUUAACUCAACUUCAAUUAUUGCUGGGUCUGAGGAGAUCUGUACUAGAGGGAUGAUAAUUGUUGGAGGGAUCAUGUUUUUGGGAGGCCUGAUCACCUCCUUUCUCUGCCUGAAAAUCAGAAGAUGUGCAUUCAAAAGACAAGAAUGUCCCCCUGAUCGAGAUGAGAAUCUAAGUAUUGGAUUUCUGAGCACAACCAUUUCUCCUGGUGUGAUAGGCGAUGAAGGCAUGACAAUGUCAUCUAAAGCAGCAGCCUCAGAUACCAAGAUGGCCCUGGAAUCUGAACAGGGUUCUAUUGUGGAUCCUGUGUACUCCUCCAUCCCUGAUAUCCCGAUUGUGGCUGACCAAGAGGACUCCAGUGUGGAGCAUGUGUAUAGCCAUCUUGAACCAACACAGGACAACAACAUUUAUAGCGACAUGUACUGCGGAACAUCUGAUUUUGCUGCUUUACAAAAGACCUAGAUCUCUUGAAUUCCCCCUUGGGGAUCAAUAAAGUAUCUAUCUAUCUAUCCAUCCAUCCAUCCAUCCAUCCAUGAUAAAUAGUAAGGGUGUAAUGUGCCCUUGGAAUGAUUUUGAUAAUGUCACUUGAUUUGACUCAUGCUUUUGAGUUUUGUUCACCAUUUUUUUUUCAGAAUUUCUCAAAUAAUCGUUAAUAUCUGCACCACUGUUAUAAGUGCAGUGAAUAUACCUGUGCCCAUAGCUUUAUCUCUUUUGUUGCCACGCUGAGCAAUUGAGCCUUGUAAGUCCUGUAUGUUUCAUAUCUACUUCAUAUCUUCAUAUCUAUUGAUUCAUUUAUCAAGAACAAGUUCCCCCAGGGGGCGCUGUGGCGCUGUGGUGCAACAGGCUACAGUGCUCAUGCCAUGAAUGGGUCCAAGUGCCCACGGGGACCCAGG
Sardina pilchardus (European sardine) is the source of this 1627-nucleotide messenger RNA. RefSeq lists its product as uncharacterized. NCBI's taxonomy places the organism in Eukaryota, Metazoa, Chordata, Actinopteri, Clupeiformes, Clupeidae. The coding region runs from base 42 to 1196 and encodes 384 amino acids. The transcript is spliced from 12 exons. The record is from RefSeq and is a predicted model, not a curated record.